Haliotis rufescens (red abalone) is the source of this 1504-nucleotide messenger RNA. RefSeq lists its product as uncharacterized. Bases 817 to 1434 code for a protein of 205 amino acids. The transcript is spliced from 4 exons. The record is from RefSeq and is a predicted model, not a curated record. Lineage: Eukaryota; Metazoa; Mollusca; Gastropoda; Lepetellida; Haliotidae.
UGGCCGGCUACCUGGGGCCGGGCAGCGGCAGUCUGACUUAGGCCAGCAGCGUGGAGCUGCUUUUGGCAGCGUGGGAGUUGCCAAGCAAUGGUAGCGUUUAAAUAUGCUACCGUGGGGGCUGGACAGCGGUAGCAGUCCCAGGCCAGCAGCGCUAGCUGCAAUCGCCGUCGGCCACGCGCGUGGCCAUGGCAACGGUAGCAUUUUGGUAUACACAAUUAGCAGCUAAGUAGCCCACUAGUACCUGCACACCCUCGGCCAUUUAACCCAACCUCAUCUUCUGUUUUUAUUAUAGGCACGGGCACCCACGGCUCGGUGGCCCGUGCCUCUCCUUGGCAUAUCGCGGGAUAAUUACAUUUAGUACUAACGACUAAAUGACUUUAUCGCGCGUAUCCAAACCAUGGGCUAAUUACGUCUGUAACCCAACCACCCCUCGUAACCCAAUCACCCCGGGCCACCACUCGGCACCGUGCCCGGGGAAUAAUCCCGCGCAAGCAUCAUCCCCGUCUUUGUUAGUCGGUCAUUCGCGAGCAACCCUUCCCCAAGUACACACGUGUGUCACUAUAUCAAACUUGGAGCAGACCGAGCUCAAGGACCCGUAUGCAUCCUUAUGUAAGCUUAUGUGCAAAUGCCGACCGGUUGCAACCGAACAGUGAACAAGUAUGUAAGCUGCAGCAAUCGCCUUCCUGAGCAACACCCAUAUGCUGUGCAUUAACUGGGCGCUUUUCAGAGAACUGUACUUUAAGCUAAAUGAAUGUAACAUCGCCUUAUUGAAGAUGGAGCCAGAUUUUCAACUUCUACAACACUGCUCCAUCAGGGAUGAGGAAAAGAAGCAACGGUGAAACCAGCAUUCGUGAAGAGACGGCAAAAAUGUGUUCCCAGCCGACCUAUGGAAGACCUGUUCAUGCAACAAAGAUCUCACAGACGGGUUACCUCUACAACAGCUUGAAAGCUGUUGGUGUCCAACUCCCCUCCUUCGGUGGUGUCUUCCAGGCCCAACAGUGCUGUGCUUGUGCUUGUCGGGGGUUCGAUCUGUCGGACUUCAGAGCAACUUUUUCAGGAUGCGAUGGAUUGAAAGGACAUUCCAUUCCCCAUGUAUUCAAAAUUUACAUGAAAGGCAGCCAGCUAACUUUGGCCUACAAAGACUGGCCUCUACCCAGUGAAGUUUACCGGGAAACUCCGAUGAACUUGACUGGCAUGAACCCACAACUCGCUGUUGUAAGGCCAAUGUGUAGCACGGUCAAUGACAUCAGAACAGCCAUGUUCAGGGAUCUUCCCAAACGGAGAGAUUCAGCCCGCCUUCAGCCUUCUGAGAUAGAUGACUGGGAAAGCUACUUACAGUCCUGUCUACAACAAUAUACCCUGAAGUCGAAUUCAACGACUUUGACAACUACAAUACUGCACCAACAGAAGAUGGACGACUACCUGAAAAUUUGAUGGCAGCACUUCAGAAAAGUCAAAGAAAAAUAACCAGAAAGUCCAAGGUUCGUGAAUACAAUGUUAUUUG